AUGAUGAGAUGGGGACGAAAGAAACCUGUUUCUUCUUCUUGGUUUUCAAAGUUGAGUGGUUCUUCUGACUUGAAACCUGUAAAAGAGAAGAAGCAAGAUGAUGAAGCUACCCAGAGCAUGUCUACUAAACGUCGAAGUGAUAUUCAUGAGAGCAACAAAAGGUUUCAGAGAGUAUCAAUAGAAAAAGAGAGCACUGCAACAAGGUCAGAAGAUAUGGAGUCAAAUGAGAAGUUUGAAGAGAUAAUGAGAAGUGCGAGGAAGAAAGCAAGAGAUUUCGAAAGAGAGAAGUGUGGCUUUCUGGAAGUAAAGGCAAUGGACAGAGACAAAGGAACUGUGAUCAUGACGCCAAGAAUUCAGCUGAAGAGAGAGAAGCAGAGAUAUGAGAGACGUGACCAAAGGCUUCUCGAACAAAAGCCAAAGAGAUCAGAACAAGACGCAGAGGUGAAGACCAAAAUACCUUGGAGAAGGACAUUUACAGGGAGUUACAGCAGAAAAGAUUCUGUGAUUCUUGGUCAGACCGAAUCAAAACCGGCUCAUCAGUGGCAAAAGCUCAAGGAUACAAAACUAAGAGAAGUGAAGCUGAAGGCUGACCAACAGAGGAAAUCUAUGUACCUAAGAAGGGAGCUAAACAGAUUAGGAACAAAAGAAAACAAUAAGGUCAGAGUUUUUUCACCAAGAGCAUCUGAAAAAUGCAGAGUUAAAGCUAUUGAAGACUUGAAGAAGGCUAAACUGAGAGCACGGGAACACAAACACGAGCUUGUGAAGGAAGCAGCAGAUGGAGGAAUGGAGAACGAAAGCUUUGCAGUGGUGAAAUGCUCCAGCAAUCCUCAGAGGGAUUUUAGAGAUUCAAUGAUUGAGAUGAUCAUGGAGAAUGGUAUCCACCACCCUGAAGAGCUCAAAGAGCUUCUGGUUUGCUAUCUAAGACUCAAUAGCGAUGAAUAUCAUAACAUGAUCAUCGAUGUGUUUCAGCAGGUGCAUAGUGAUUUAAGUUUUCAUUAGUUUAAUGUAGAAUACUUAUAAUAAUAUACUAAUAAGUGCAUGAUUAACCA
Raphanus sativus (radish) is the source of this 1049-nucleotide messenger RNA. RefSeq names its product transcription repressor OFP5. Lineage: Eukaryota; Viridiplantae; Streptophyta; Magnoliopsida; Brassicales; Brassicaceae. The transcript has a single exon. The record is from RefSeq and is a predicted model, not a curated record. The coding region runs from base 1 to 999 and encodes 332 amino acids. Gene Ontology annotation, biological process: negative regulation of DNA-templated transcription.